Trichoderma harzianum CBS 226.95 is the source of this 2388-nucleotide messenger RNA. RefSeq lists its product as hypothetical. Gene Ontology annotation, cellular component: Cul4-RING E3 ubiquitin ligase complex. Gene Ontology annotation, molecular function: ubiquitin protein ligase binding. The coding region runs from base 1 to 2388 and encodes 795 amino acids. Gene Ontology annotation, biological process: DNA damage response; protein ubiquitination; ubiquitin-dependent protein catabolic process. NCBI's taxonomy places the organism in Eukaryota, Fungi, Ascomycota, Sordariomycetes, Hypocreales, Hypocreaceae. The record is from RefSeq and is a predicted model, not a curated record. The transcript has 3 exons.
AUGGCCAGUGCCAAAGCGAGGGGCAAGAUGCCCGAAGUCAUCGACCUGACAAAGCGCCAGUCGGCCUUUCAACCGCAUAGCGGAGCGCGGAAGCUGGUUAUCAAGAACCUGCGCAGCCCCGUCAACCAUGAAGCGCGGAUCCAAGAGUACUAUGCACGGACGGAGAGAGAGCUCGAGGAAGCACUCGACGCAAUAUUUAGCAACAAGAGUCCGGCCAUCCCGCUGGAGCGUCUCUACCGCGGUGUCGAGGACAUGUGCCGCAGUGGCAACGCUGAGAAGGUGUAUCGGACGCUCAAGGAUAAGGUUGACAAGCACCUCAAGACCAUCGUCUUACCCAAGAUACAAAGCGCGGCUAAGGUCUCCAGCCUUGAGGUCUUGAGGAGGACGCUGGCAGAAUGGAAGACAUGGAACUCACAGACGAUCCUCAUCAGGUCGACUUUUAGCUACCUUGACCGUACAUACCUGCUCCUCAAAUCCUUCACAUCAAUAAACGACCUGGCUAUUACGCGCUUCUGUAGAAUGGCCUUCUCGUCGCAGGCUGCUCAAGCAAGCCCGGCCAUUGGAGCGGAAAUCAUCUUGGCAAUUUGCGAGCUGAUCAAUUUCGAUCGCCGAAAUGACAGCCGGAAGGAGCCCGAGCUGCUCAAGGAUUCUCUCAUGAUGCUGUAUGUGCUGGGAGUAUAUACAAAGCAGUUCGAGCCCGUCUAUCUACAGCACUCUGAGGCGUAUUUCAAAGAGUUUGGAGAGACGUGCAGUCCUCUCAGUUUGAAAGAGUACAUCGAGAAAUGCGACCGCCUCUUGGAGCUCGAAGAUCGGCGCUGCAUGACAUACAACCUGGACAGCACAACACAGAGACAAUCGAUGACGCUAGCGCACAACAUUCUUAUCGACCAAUAUUCCGACAAGUUGCUUCAUGGGGGUAGCUUGUCCAACCUAUUGACCGAUCGAGAUGUGAAGUCCCUCAAGGGAUUGUAUGACCUUCUUAGGUUGUCGGGCAUACAAAAGAAGUUGAAGACACCUUGGAGCGAUUACAUCCGGGAAACAGGGGCUUCGAUUGUGGCUGACAAGGAACGAGGGGAUGAAAUGGUACUUCGCCUCUUGGACCUGCGGCGAGCAUUGGACUUAACAGUGCGUGAUGCAUUUAACAAAGAUGAAGAUUUCCUUUGGGGAAUGCGAGAGGCGUUUGGCAAUUUUAUGAAUGACCGGAAGAUUGCCGACUGCUGGCCAUCGGGCACGUCCAAGAUAGGCGAGAUGACUGCAAAGCACAUUGACAUGCUGCUUCGUGGUGGUAUCAGAGCCCUCCCGAAGGAACUUCUUUCCGAUGUCAAAGAUCGAGCUGCAGCAGAGAAGGCAGGUCAUGCUAGUAGCGCUGACGAAGAUGCUGAGCUGGACAGGCAGUUGGACCAGGCUCUCGAGCUGUUCCGAUUCAUAGAAGGCAAGGAUGCCUUUGAGGCCUUUUACAAGAAAGACUUGGCUCGCCGCCUUCUCAUGGGCCGUAGCGCUAGUCAAGAUGCCGAACGCAACAUGCUCACCAAGCUGAGAGGCGAGUGCGGCUCAAACUUUACACAUAAUCUAGAGCAAAUGUUUAAAGAUCAGGAGCUCGCUAGGGAUGAGAUGGAGGCCUACAAGGAGUGGUGCCAGGGCAGCCCCGACCGCGUUGGCAAGGUGGACCUGCAGGUUAUGAUCCUGUCUGCUGCCGCCUGGCCAACGUAUCCCGAUGUAAGGCUCAAUGUGCCCGAGGAGGUUGCCAAACGCAUCGACCAGUUUGAUAGACACUACAAGAGCAAGCACACUGGCCGAGUCUUGACAUGGAAGCACUCUCUGGCGCACUGUGCCAUCAAGGCAACCUUUCCCAAAGGAACAAAGGAGCUCCUCGUCUCGGCGUUCCAGGCCGCCGUACUCCUGCUCUUCAACGACGUCACUGGAGAUGGGUUCUUGGCAUAUGAGCAGAUCUCAGCCGCCACGGGCCUCCAAGGCGGUGAUUUGAACCGAACGCUUCAAUCAUUGGCCUGUGGAAAGGCGCGUGUGUUGACAAAGCAUCCUAAGGGGCGCGAUGUGAAUCCGACGGACACAUUCACUUUUAACAAGGCUUUUACAGACCCCAAAUAUCGUGUCAAGAUCAACCAGAUCCAGUUGAAGGAGACCAAGGAAGAAAACAAGGCUACACACGAAAAGAUUGCGCAAGAUAGGCGGUUUGAAACCCAGGCUGCCAUUGUGCGCAUCAUGAAGAGCCGUAAGACUAUGGGUCACGCGGAACUGGUGGCUGAAGUCAUCAACUUGACCAAGAAGAGAGGCAGUGUUGAGCCGGCCGCCAUCAAGAAGGAAAUCGAGAGCCUGAUCGAGAAGGAUUAUCUUGAGAGAGAGGAAAACUCUUACACAUAUUUGGCAUAA